UCGUGUACGUCACGUCGCAUUCGAAGUACGAAAACUUUUGUCAAGGAGAACGACGAUGCCACCGAAAGCUAGCGGUAAAGCGGUGAAGAAGGCCGGCAAGGCUCAAAAGAACAUCAGUAAAACUGACAAGAAGAAAAAGAGGAAAAGGAAGGAGAGUUAUGCGAUCUACAUCUACAAGGUGUUGAAACAAGUCCACCCCGACACCGGAAUCUCCAGCAAGGCUAUGAGCAUCAUGAAUAGCUUUGUCAACGAUGUUUUCGAACGCAUCGCAGCUGAGGCGUCUCGUCUGGCACAUUACAACAAACGCUCGACGAUCACAUCUCGGGAGAUUCAAACUGCUGUGAGGCUUCUUCUUCCCGGAGAGUUGGCGAAGCACGCCGUUAGCGAAGGCACAAAGGCCGUUACCAAAUAUACGAGCUCAAAGUGAACUGCUUUUACAAGAACGGCCCUUUUCAGGGCCACCAAUUAUCUCGUGACAUUGGAUGUUCUCUUA
Trachymyrmex cornetzi is the source of this 493-nucleotide messenger RNA. Its product is annotated as histone H2B. The transcript has a single exon. The coding region runs from base 56 to 427 and encodes 123 amino acids. Gene Ontology annotation, molecular function: protein heterodimerization activity; DNA binding; structural constituent of chromatin. The record is from RefSeq and is a predicted model, not a curated record. Lineage: Eukaryota; Metazoa; Arthropoda; Insecta; Hymenoptera; Formicidae. Gene Ontology annotation, cellular component: nucleosome.